GUACUAGCCUGAAAUCAGCACAGUUUUUGGAUCAACGUUAGUUAAUUAAUAAUCUUACACAUUAUUUAAACUCAAAUCCUUAGUCAGUGCUGCAUAUAUAUCCAAGUUUUCAGAGCAGUAAAAAUGAUAACACACUACUGAGCUCAAGAUCCCGUAACUCCCUAUUAUUCCCUUGAGGAAUAUUUAGCUAAUAAUUAUCCUUUAUGUAAAUAGUGCAGUGCCUAACUGAAGACUUUCAUUCAUUCCAACGUUCAAAACCAGAGCUGAACAUUCCUGUCAAAAAGCUAUCCAGGUCAGCGAGUCUUCCUUAUGUCUCAGUGCUUACACAUGAGCAUCCAUGCUUGGAAGUCUCUUCUUUCUUUCCACUGCAAACCAGAAGACACGAUUUGCCACUUGGCAUAAUCUUUUUGACAUUUUCCACCUUCCUGCUCCUACUUUUAUUUUUAGACUGUUUAAGAAAACUCUGCUUUAUAGGUUCUACUAGCAAUUUUUUUCUCCUGUGCAUUGAGGACACCUGCAGUGACAAAUCACUAUAUCACACAUGAGCUCUACAUCAAUGACUACUAGAUGCACUAUUAGAAAGUCCAUAGCGUACCUCACUAAUGUAUGUUUAUUUCAUAUCAUUAAGUGCUGUCUUUGACCACAGAGACCUCUAUAAUGGUGUAUUUGGAAGAGCCGCUGGAAAUACUUGUUGUACAAAGAAAUUAUUAAUUUAACUCAGAUUUUUUUGUAGUAUAACAAAUCGGAUUCAAUCGAAUGCAUUCUUAAAUGUCUGCAAGAAAGCAUCAAUCUACAGAUUUAUUUCUUAUGCGUCACUGGAGCCCUGUGGUGGUGUUCCUGUUGGGAUGGUGCUUCCUUAAAAGCACAAUCAGGUGACAGACUUUUAGCAUUAAGCAUCUGUGCUAGGAAAGCUUCAUGACUUGCAACCUAACACACAUUUCCUUCAUACUGCAGGAACACAUACAUGAAGUAAACACUGGGACAAUGGAAAGACCACUUGAGGCCACCAGGAUGGAAAACACCACUUCUGCCUGUGUUCUCAUGGAAAGAAAGACUCAUGUCAAGAUUAACAGGAAACAAGUCAUGCUAGCUAAACUGAGGAAGAGCUGCUCCUGCACUCCACAGAAACUGAAGAACUUUCUCAUGGACUUCCUUCCUGUUUUACAAUGGCUUCCCAAAUACAAGUGCAAAGAGUACAUUUGGGGGGACGUUAUGUCUGGCUUAGUGAUUGGCAUCAUUUUGGUGCCCCAAGCAAUUGCAUACUCACUGCUGGCAGGUCUGAAGCCCAUUUAUAGUCUGUACACAUCAUUCUUUGCCAACAUCAUCUAUUUCUUAAUGGGCACAUCCCGUCAUGUCUCAGUUGGCAUUUUCAGCUUGAUAAGCUUAAUGGUAGGACAAGUUGUGGACCGAGAACUUCUCUUGGCUGGGUUUGACUUGAAUGAUGAUGCCUCACCAUCCUUGGGGGACGGCUCUCUACAGAAUGACACUCAGUCCAACACAACUGCCUUCAACCUCACAAUUGCAGGGAUGAAUGCUGAAUGUGGGAAAGAAUGCUAUGCUAUUGGCAUCGCUACAGCCUUGACAUUUGUAGCUGGAGUGUAUCAGGUUCUAAUGGGAAUCUUUCGUCUGGGUUUCAUAUCUAUGUACCUAUCUGAGGCUGUUCUAGAUGGCUUUGCAACUGGUGCUUCCUUAACCAUUUUAACAGCUCAAGUGAAGUAUCUCAUUGGAAUAAAAAUCCCACGUAGCCAAGGGUAUGGGAUGCUUGUUAUUACCUGGAUUAAUGUUUUCCGGAACAUUUCUCAGGCUAAUAUUUGUGAUGUUAUCACAAGUGCUAUUUGUAUCCUGGUGCUGGUUACUGCUAAGGAACUGGGAGAUCGGUAUAAGCAUAAGCUGAAAUUUCCUCUCCCCACAGAGCUAGUAGUUAUUGUUGUGGCAACACUGGUGUCACACUAUGGGAAGUUAAAUGAAGUGUAUGCGUCCAGUGUUUCUGGAGCUAUUCCUACUGGAUUUAUUCCUCCCAAGGUACCACCUUUCAACUUAAUGCUCAGAGUCGCUGUAGAUGCUUUGCCUCUUGCCAUAGUCAGCUUCGUCUUCACUGUAUCCCUUUCUGAAAUGUGUGCAAAGAAAUAUGCUUACUCUAUCAAAGCCAAUCAGGAAAUGUUUGCCGUGGGGUUCUGCAACAUCAUUCCUUCUUUCUUCCACUCUUUUGCAACCAGUGCAGCUCUGGCAAAAACACUGGUCAAAACAUCUACAGGCUGCCAGACUCAAGUCUCUGGAGUAAUUAGUGCAAUGGUGGUUUUGCUGGUGCUGCUUUUCUUGGCACCUCUCUUCUACUCCUUGCAGAAGUGUGUCCUGGCUUGUAUCAUCAUUGUCAGCCUCCGAGGAGCCCUGAGGAAGUUCCGAGAUGUGCCAUCCCGGUACCAUAUGAAUAAGGUGGACACAUUUGUUUGGAUUGUUACCAUGUCUGCCUCUGCCUUGAUUAGCACAGAAAUAGGGCUGUUGGUUGGCAUUGUUUUCUCCCUGUUAUGCAUCAUUGUCCGGACACAGAGGCCACGGACAGCCCUGCUUGGUCAGAUCCAAGACACCAACUUUUAUGAGGAUGAUUUAGAAUAUGAAAAUCUCUGUUCUGUUCCAAAGAUCAAAAUAUUCCGUUUUGAGGCCCCACUUUACUAUGCAAAUAAAGACUACUUCCUCAAGUCUCUGUACAGAUUGACUAACUUGGAUCCUAACCUCGAAGUUGCUAGAAGGAAGAAAUAUGAGAAGAAGGAAAAGCGGCAUCUGAAAAAGGGAGAUCACACAACUGCUAAUGGACUGGGCACUGGAGAAACCACUCUGCAACUAGUUCCUAAGCAAACUGACUUCCAAGCUCUUGUUGUAGAUUGCUCAUCCAUCUUGUUUUUGGACACCACUGGAGUUAAUACUCUAAAGGAAAUCCUGAAAGACUACAAGGUCUUAAACAUUUCUGUUCUCCUGGCUUGCUGCAAUCCCUCAGUGAUAGACUCUCUGAAAAGAGGAGGUUACUUUGGGAAAGAUUUUGGAAGUAUGCAGGAAAUGCUGUUCUACAGUAUACAUAAUGCUGUACAGUUUGCAAAAGACCAAAAGCUUCCAGAAGAUUGCUCAGUUUAAUCCUGUGUCUUCCCUAACGACUCACUACAAAAGGGACAGAAAGGGGCAGCUUGCAAUAAUUAAAUUAUCAGACACACUGUUCGCUAUGUACAGCAAUGGGCAUACAAGCCACUCUUCCCUGAAGAGGUCUGCUGUUUGUCAGAUGCCACACAGAACAGCCACUGGGGAUGCAGUGGAGGACCAGGAUGGAACAGGUUGGAUUGUAUUAUCUGCACCUUCACUUUAAAAUGCAGGUGGUGUGCAAUACGGCAGUUUGGGAUUGACUGCCCCCUUGUGCCAUGAAUGCGUGCGACUCAGCAUACACGCCAGGAGGCUCCCGUGCUGGAAGGUCUGCCCAGUGCCAGUUGACAGCAUUUCGAUGGCUGGUGUGUUUUAGGAGAGCUAAACCAUUUCCAUGAAAAUGCAAUUAAUCCAGCAUCUUGGACACCUAACAGUUUAAAUUCCGUCUUGCAAGGUCUUGCCCCUUCCAGUAUUCUAGGUGUGCUCCUGAACAACUCCCACUAUUUAAAUACAAAUAAAAUGCAUAAAAUGCUGUGGAAUGUAGCAUGUCUCGCCACCUUGAUUACAUAGGCUUACACAACCUGCCAAAGAAGAAACCAUGAUCCGUCACUGGUUCAUCUCAAAACCAUCAUUUCCAAAAAUUACUGCUGGAGUCACUUGUGCCAUUGGCUUCCAUUUGCAGUAAUUAGUUACUAAAAGUUGUGAAACCCUUAAUGAUGCUGGAAGAAGCAUGACUCUGCUGCACAAUUUUGUAACUUUUUUAACUAGUAAGGGGAUAAACAGAAAAAUUAAUGGUUUUAUCUGGCAGUCACACAGUUACCCACGUCGUUGUACCAUCCUGUAAAAAUAAGUUGCCUUUGGUGGGCACAUGCAACUCCAGGGAAAAAUGAGGACUAUCAAACAUAAAAUCUUAGAACUGUGAUUCAUCUUAGCAUGUUUUUUAACUACCACUGCCUGCCUGGGUGCAAACAGAAACAGGAGAAAAGAGGGUGGGAUGGGAAGGUAAAUCUGUUAUCUGACUAAAAGGGGAUUGAUGGGUCAGUCAGAACUGCCUGGCUGGUCUUCUCUAACAAAGUGCUAAUGAAGAUUUACAGUAGCAUACCUGGGCCAAGGAAAGAAAAAAUUCCACCACUGUUUGUACAUAAUACAGAUUUUUUUUUUUUUCCUUCUAUUAUAUUAUUCUCUGAUUUGAGGUCCACUAAACCAUGUUUUACAGGGCUGGGUUACUUUCUAUCAUAAUUUGCAUUAACUGUUGUUCAUUCUGCUUUGUGUCAAAUGAUACCCCCAGAGUCAGUUGUGCUGUUACAUAUACAUGUUCUCCCUCUACAAAUAUGCAUAUAUUUAGAUUUGGAUUGUAACACAGUUAGUACUCAGUGUUACAGCCUACAGCAUUGGCAGAAUAUAGUCUCUCCUACUCAAACUUGCAAUUACCUGCACAAAAGGUAUGAAAGCUGCCCUAUUUCUCCUUACUCAUGGCUGGGUUCAUACACAGCAGCAAGAACAGAAGGGAAUUCUACCACAGCUGUGCCUCUUACAAACAGCAGACUCUAGAAUAGGUUCCAUGUAUGCAAAAGCCAUUUCUCUACUGUGCCAUCUAAAAUAACAAGUCAGGUCAACAUAGCAUGUGAAUUGUUUAUUCCAACUUUUCAGGUCACUGAAUGAAACAACACUCAAACUGAGGCUCUCCAGGUGCCCUACAGCCUGUCUGGCUCUCAAGAACAAAUACUUUGUUAAAGUAAAAGACAAAAUAAAAAACCUCUUCACAGGU
Messenger RNA from Pezoporus occidentalis (night parrot), 4894 nucleotides. It is a transcript of the gene SLC26A1, whose product is annotated as solute carrier family 26 member 1. Bases 916 to 3126 code for a protein of 736 amino acids. Gene Ontology annotation, cellular component: plasma membrane. NCBI's taxonomy places the organism in Eukaryota, Metazoa, Chordata, Aves, Psittaciformes, Psittacidae. Gene Ontology annotation, molecular function: bicarbonate transmembrane transporter activity; chloride transmembrane transporter activity; oxalate transmembrane transporter activity. Gene Ontology annotation, biological process: transmembrane transport. The record is from RefSeq and is a predicted model, not a curated record. The transcript is spliced from 4 exons.